UUCACCCUGUUUUACCUCGAGUUAAGAGACUUUAAGCAGACUUUGAAUCUCAGUGCUGCUGUAGAGGCACAGUACAUUUCUAGGGUUUAAAGCCGGAACUGCCCCUUUACAGUUUCCAGCAAGCCAGAACGGCGAGAUGGAGGUAGACCAGUUGGUGCCUUUGCCAAGGUUGCCCCGGGUUGCUGUGUGCGGCGGUACCCAUGGCAACGAGCUGUCUGGGGUGUACUUGGUGAGAGAGCUGCUGAAGGCAGAGAAGAAAGUGAUGGAGAAGGAAGAGUCUCCGUCGUUGCUGAUGGUGCUGUCGAACCCGCGGGCCAUGCAGCAGUGCCGCAGAUACAUCGACACCGACCUCAACCGCUGCUUCACCAAAGCCAACCUCAAUGGUCCCCUAUCAGACGCCGCCCCCUAUGAGAUAAUCAGAUCCCGAGAACUGAACGCCAAGCUGGGUCCCAAAGGAAGUCCCGAGGCGGUGGAUCUUGUUUGCGACCUCCACAACACCACCGCCAACAUGGGCCUGUGUUUCAUCGCGUACUCUGACGUUGACUGGAUCUGCCUGCAUAUAUUCAGACACCUGCAGAGGCAGAUGCCAGAUAUUCCACUGAGGUACAUCCAUUUUGACUUCUCCUGUGAAGAAUCAUAUUCCCUUGAUUCAGUGGGAAAACAUGGCUUUGCCAUGGAGAUCGGCCCCCAGCCCCACGGUGUGGUGAGGUCAAACAUCUACACGGCAAUGAAAGUUGGCGUGCAGCAUAUGCUCGAUUGGGUCCGUUCCUUCAACUCAGGUACUAUUUUUGAAGGAGGAUUUGUGGAUGUGUUCACCAUGAUUAAACACAUUGACUACCCAAGGGACAGGGAAACUCGUAACAUCACAGCAGCCAUUCAUCCUCAACUCCAGGACCGAGACUUCUGCCUGCUCCACCCUGAAGACCCGCUGUUCCAGACUUUUUCAGGUGAAACUGUGAGGUAUAAAGGCAAAGAACCUCUUUAUCCUUUCUUCAUCAAUGAAUGUGCUUAUUACGAGAAGGGCAUCGCUCUCACCCUGGCAAGAAAAACGCGAGUGAUGAUACCUGCAAUCAGGGUGCAGACAGAGCAGGAGCAACAAGCGCACCAACAGGAAUUUGCAUCAGAGGAAGAGGAGUGAGGAUGGACCUUUACCACGGCCAGCAUGAUGAGACUGAUGUGACAAUGCAGUCAUUUUUACAAAAAAGCUUUUAUUGGAACAACAGCAGUUGCUUGGAACACGCACAUGUACGCUCGCUUACACACUAUAUUUAAGUGUACAGUUAUUAACCGUUUCAGCUCACAACUGGAGAGUGAACAACACAUUCACUGUAAAUUCACAAAAGCACAGUCAUACAUGGACAUUUGCUGUUUAUAUUUAUGCUACAGUGGGUUCAGGGAUAGAACAAUUUCUUGAAUUACAAGGCUGAAUAU
Molecule: messenger RNA, 1431 nt
Organism: Epinephelus lanceolatus (giant grouper)
Lineage: Eukaryota; Metazoa; Chordata; Actinopteri; Perciformes; Serranidae
Product: N-acyl-aromatic-L-amino acid amidohydrolase (carboxylate-forming) B-like
Cellular component (GO): cytosol
Molecular function (GO): aminoacylase activity; hydrolase activity, acting on ester bonds
Source: RefSeq, a predicted model, not a curated record